AGGAUGUGCAGAAGCACUCUGUCCACACUCUAGUGUUCCGAUCUCUGAAGAGGACUCAUGACAUGUUUGUGGCUGACAAUGCUAAAGGAAUCCCUAUAGAUGAAGAAAGUCACAAGCUAAAGAUGUCGGUGAAAUUACGGACUGAAUACGGCCCUGUGCUACACAUGCCCACACUUAAAGAAACCCGCGAAAAAGCUCAGCUUGCCAUUGGUGAUGCUUAUGAGCACUAUACUACUAAUCAAGGCCUGGAUUCUGAAUACAUGAUAACUGGAACUCACCCAUAUCCAUCAGGCCCAGGUCUUGCUUUGACAGCUGAUACUCAGAUCCAGAGAAUGCCUAGUGAAUCAGCCGCACAGUCUCUGGCUUUGGCACUUCCACCUUCACAAUCAAGGUUAGAUGCACAGCGCACAGCUGCUAGUGUUGGAGAUAUCUACAGACAAGCUGGAAUUCCUGAGCGCUCACAGCCCCCUGGUCUAUCAAUGGCUUCCAUGGAAUCUGGUGGAACAAAAGCCUCUGCAUUACUAGCAAAGAAAGCCCCAACCAUGCCAAAACCACAGUGGCACCCACCAUGGAAACUGUAUAGAGUCAUCAGUGGUCACUUGGGGUGGGUGCGAUGCAUAGCAGUUGAACCUGGAAACCAAUGGUUUGUCACAGGCUCAGCAGACCGGACAAUUAAGAUCUGGGAUCUGGCAAGCGGUAAAUUAAAGCUGUCCUUAACUGGACACAUAAGCACUGUCCGGGGAGUAAUUGUAAGCGCCAGGAGUCCAUAUUUGUUUUCUUGUGGUGAGGACAAGCAGGUGAAAUGCUGGGAUCUGGAAUACAAUAAGGUCAUAAGGCAUUACCACGGUCACCUCAGUGCAGUGUAUGGUUUGGAUUUGCAUCCCACCAUUGAUGUGCUUGUGACUUGUAGCAGAGACUCAACUGCUCGUAUCUGGGACAUAAGAACCAAAGCUGGGGUUCACACUCUUGUUGGACACACAAAUGCUGUUGCAACAGUAAGGUGCCAGGCUGCAGAACCACAGAUCAUUACAGGAAGCCACGAUACCACCAUUCGGCUUUGGGAUAUGGUUGGUGGAAAGACUCGUGUCACUUUGACAAACCACAAAAAAUCUGUCAGAGCUGUUGUAUUACAUCCACGACAGUACACAUUUGCAUCUGGGUCACCGGACAAUAUUAAGCAGUGGAAAUUCCCUGAUGGAAAUUUUAUCCAAAACCUUUCUGGCCACAAUGCUAUAAUCAACACUUUGGCAGUGAACUCUGAUGGUGUACUGGUGUCAGGAGCUGAUAAUGGAACAAUGCAUUUGUGGGACUGGAGGACAGGUUACAAUUUCCAGAGAAUUCACGCUGCUGUCCAACCAGGCUCUCUAGACAGUGAAUCUGGUAUAUUUGCAUGCACGUUUGACCAGUCAGAGAGCAGAUUGAUCACUGCCGAAGCAGACAAAACUAUUAAAGUCUACAGAGAGGAUGACACUGCGGUAUGUGUUAAUCUUUUUUUAAAAUAA
Staurois parvus is the source of this 1502-nucleotide messenger RNA. NCBI's taxonomy places the organism in Eukaryota, Metazoa, Chordata, Amphibia, Anura, Ranidae. The record is from the annotation of a GenBank genome assembly.